Trypanosoma cruzi is the source of this 1143-nucleotide messenger RNA. RefSeq names its product mucin-associated surface protein (MASP), putative. The transcript has a single exon. Lineage: Eukaryota; Euglenozoa; Kinetoplastea; Trypanosomatida; Trypanosomatidae. The coding region runs from base 1 to 1143 and encodes 380 amino acids. The record is from RefSeq and is a predicted model, not a curated record.
AUGGCGAUGAUGACUGGCCGUGUGCUGCUGGUGUGUGCCCUCUGCGUGCUGUGGUGCGGUGCGGCCGAUGGAGAUGUUGUUGUUUCUGGUGGGGAGGACAACAUUCUGAAGGAAUUAUUUAUUCCAGUUGCGAGAUUGCAGUUAAGACAAGAACAAGGAGCAGCAGAAGCAGCAGCUGACGCAGAGGCAGCAGCAGAAACAGCAGCAAAAGAAGCAAAGGCAGCAGCAGAAGCAGCAAAGGCAGCAGCAGAGACAGCAGCAGAAGCAGCAAAGGCAGCAGCAGAAGCAACUGAAUCAGCAGCAGCAGCAGCAGCUGAAUCAGAAGCAACAAAAGCAACGACAGUAUCAGAAGCAGCAACAAAAGCAAAAGCAGCAGCAGAAGAAGCAAAAGCAGCAGAAACAAAAGCAAAGGCAGCAUCAGAAGCAGCAACAAAAGCAAAGGCAGCAUCAGAAGCAGCAACAAAAGCAAAAGCAGCAGCAACAAAAGCAAAGGCAGCAGCAGAGGCAGCAGCAACGGCAGCAGAAGCGGCAGAAGCAGCAAAGGCAGCAGCAACAAAAGCAAAGGCAGCAGCAGAGGCAGCAAAGGCAGUGGCAGAGGCAGCAGCAGAAGCAGAAGAAGCAGCAGCACAGGCAGAUGCGGCAACACUAAUAGCAAAAUCAGCAGCAGAAGUAGCAAAAGAAGCAGCAGAAAAGGCAGCAAAAGCAAAAGCAGCAGCAGAAACAGCCGAAGCAAAAGCAGCAGCAACAACGGAAGCGGACGCAAAAGCAGCAGCUGCAAAGACACCAGAGGCAGCAGCAGAAGCGCUGCGAUAUACAGGAGUCGGAGAAGAGGAAGUAAAAACAGCAACACAUGAUCAGGAUAAUUCAGUCGAACACCAUUCUGGAGAAAAACAAGAGCUUAUAAAAGAAGAAGAACCGGAACGACAAGAAAACGAACAGCAUGAAAAGCAGCAACACCAACAGCGUGAACAUUCUGCAGGAAAUGGUGAGGAAUCCGCGAAAGAUAAAACUGCUAAUGGUACAAAUGCAACCGCAAUUAAGGAAGACAGCGACGGCAUCACCGCGGUCGCCCACGCCACCUCCCCUCUCUUGCCUCUUCUUCUUGUUGCGUGUACGGCUGCUGCUGCGGUGGUGGCCGCGUGA